Molecule: messenger RNA, 2577 nt
Organism: Saccoglossus kowalevskii
Lineage: Eukaryota; Metazoa; Hemichordata; Enteropneusta; Harrimaniidae
Biological process (GO): positive regulation of transcription by RNA polymerase II
Cellular component (GO): nucleus
Molecular function (GO): protein binding
Source: RefSeq, a predicted model, not a curated record
CCAAUUUUUGUCUGUAUUAUUGAUAUUCGACAGAUUUUCGCUGGUAAAUCGAAUAUUUUGGCAGGAUGGGACUAAUUGCCACAUGACCGAGACCGUUCUAAGGAAUUAUAAAUAAACCGUGCAAUGGGUAGGAAAAGCAGAAAGGUAAUAGGAGCAAUACGUGCUGCCCAAAUACGUUUGAUGAGACUUAAAGGAACUAGAGAAAAAGGUUCCAGAAACGAGGAUGGCGUUACCAUAGAAACUGCUUGCCCAAAUGGUGAUAAUAAUGUUGUUGAAAGAUGUCAUGAGGAGAGAAGGGAAAAUAAGAAUGUAAUGCAAACACAGCACAGAAAGCGCAGGCAAACAGACAGCAUUGCCAGCAGAGUCCGUCAAAAGAAAAGACAAAAUCUGAACAAAGUCGUGGAAGCUGUAAAGAGGAGGAAAACGAGUCACGAUCACAGUGCUGGUGUUUCAAGUGAGACUGGAGUUCUUGAUGAUGAACAACUUGGCAAUAUUGGGAUUUUUCUUUCUAACCAGACUGGUGUUAUACAGCAGCAUAUGCUACAUAAUGGAGACGACUGUGCUAGUAACCCUGGUUCAGAAGAUGAAGAACCAUCAGAACCAUCUUUGAGAGUAUACAAUGAGAUGAAAAAAUUGUAUGGCACUAAUUUGAAAUAUAAUCUGGUUCGAGAUACUUUAAAGCCAGACAGAAUGACUGGAAGCAAGGCAAUUAGCUCACUACCAUGGCAAUUAUUUGUUGGGCAAUCAGAUGCAUGUGGUGGUGAACUUGGAGUCUAUAGUAAAAUGCACAUCAAGCAUAAUACAGUGUUUGAGCCAUUGACUGGUAUGACUAUUAUGCAGGAUGAUAUUACGACAGAUAUAAAUACAAGAUUCUUGUGGCCUGUUUUUAAUGAGAAUGGUAAAGUGUCCAACUAUUUGGAUCUGUCUGAUGAGAGCAAAUCAACCUGGCUGCGUUAUUUGAAUCCAGCUCCAAAAAGAGAUUUACAAAAUAUUGAAGUUCGCUAUACACAGAACACCCUCUUCUUUGUGAGUAUCAGAAAUAUCAAGCCAAAUACUGAAUUAUUGUUUUGGUUUUCACCUGCAUAUUGUAAACUUCUAUGUGUACCUUGUGAUCCUGAACGACAGGUCUUGCGUACUGAUUGCGACAAGUGUCAUGUGCGGUUUGACAAUGCUCUCUAUACCCAGAAGCAUAUAAAUAUAUUCCAUCCAUAUGGCUUGAAAACUGACAAGUACACAUGCUAUCAGUGCAAGGAAAUCUGCUAUGGUAGAAAGAAACUAAUACGCCACAUGAAGGAGGAACAUGGCACAUCGUCAGCUUGGCAGUGUGAUGAAUGUGGCAAGGCAGUUCAUAGCAAUUACUAUCUGAAAGAACAUAAAAGAAAGGCUCACCUGCCAGAGGAAAAAGCCAAGAAAUAUCCCUGUGAUCAAUGUUCGAAAAUGUUUAAAUGUAGAGCUCACCUUCGUCGACAUGUUGAAUGCAUCCAUACUAGGAAAUUUGAGCAUGAAUGUGAACACUGCCAUAAGAAGUUCUGUGUUAAGAAAUACUUGGAGAGGCAUUUGAGAGCACAUAAGGGAGAGUUUCCAUUUGUCUGUGAUAAAUGCAGCAAGGGAUUUUUUGAUUCUCACAGUUUAAAAGUACAUCUGUUGACGCACAGUGGCGUCAGACCAUACAGGUGCACACUGUGUGAUUCAUCCACCACCACCAAACAACUGCUGCAGUUCCACAUGAAAAAAGCUCAUGGAUUCACAGAUGAAAACAUGCCUGAAAUUAAGAGACAGGUUGAACUAACAUAUGAUAGUACACCAAUAACUGGCUACCGAGAAAGAGAAAAACCUGCGAGACAACGUAUAUUUCGCUCUCGGUCUAAGUCUAACAGAUCACCUGAAGCAGAAGUCCAAUCUUCUCAGCCAUCAAAAGGAGUGUCCGAUGCUGUCGAGAAGAUUGCUGUUGAUACUUUGCUGCAGUCUUAUCAGAAUGAGGAAGAUCACACGUAUACUGAAGCAACAAAUACAGACCAUCAGACAACCAAUAUUCAGUAUCCAGCUUCAUCUGUCUCUCAACAAGAACGUACAGAAGAUCUGCAGCAACAGCCUACACCAAAUCUUCACACUGUUCCACAUUCUGAAAAUGUCAUAUCGCUGAACACUAAUGUAGCAUCUCACCCUAUUCAAUCAACAGCUGCCAGCUAUGACAAGCCUGAACAGCCUUUAAUGACCACGUCAAGUUCUUGCCACUCCAUCACUCAACACCAGCACGGAGCCUCAGCGUCAUUGACAAGUAACCUCCAACAAACCCCGCCACCAUUUCAUCACUCACCAGGAUCAGAAUACACGUACAGCUCUGCCAUUGCUGGUUAUCACCACAAUGAGUCUCACAUGGGUAACCAUGGAUACAAUCCUCCACCUAUUCACUCGCAUCCAACAACAACCUACCCAUCGAGUUACCACACUGCUAAUGUUGGUCCUUAUCCAAAUCAUCCACCGCAUCUCAAUGCCCACCAUAAUUAUGUGAUAAAUCAGGCACCAUGGCAAUAAUGUGACUUCAGCUGAACUUUAACCAAUUUUCACUACUAUUCA